Messenger RNA from Grammomys surdaster, 1434 nucleotides. RefSeq names its product fibronectin type III domain containing 5 (gene Fndc5). NCBI's taxonomy places the organism in Eukaryota, Metazoa, Chordata, Mammalia, Rodentia, Muridae. Gene Ontology annotation, molecular function: protein binding. Bases 1 to 642 code for a protein of 213 amino acids. The transcript is spliced from 6 exons. Gene Ontology annotation, biological process: positive regulation of brown fat cell differentiation. The record is from RefSeq and is a predicted model, not a curated record.
AUGCCCCCAGGGCCGUGCGCCUGGCCGCCCCGCGCCGCGCUCCGCCUGUGGCUGGGCUGCGUCUGCUUCGCGCUGGUGCAGGCGGACAGCCCCUCGGCCCCCGUGAACGUCACCGUCAGGCACCUCAAGGCCAACUCUGCAGUAGUCAGCUGGGAUGUCCUGGAGGAUGAGGUUGUCAUCGGCUUUGCCAUCUCUCAGCAGAAGAAGGACGUGCGGAUGCUUCGCUUCAUUCAGGAAGUGAACACUACCACCCGAUCCUGCGCUCUCUGGGACCUAGAGGAGGACACAGAGUACAUCGUUCAUGUGCAAGCCAUCUCGAUUCAGGGCCAGAGCCCAGCCAGUGAGCCUGUGCUCUUCAAGACCCCACGCGAGGCCGAAAAGAUGGCCUCAAAGAACAAAGAUGAGGUGACCAUGAAGGAGAUGGGGAGGAACCAGCAGCUGCGAACGGGUGAGGUGCUGAUCAUUGUCGUGGUCCUCUUCAUGUGGGCAGGUGUGAUAGCUCUCUUCUGCCGCCAGUAUGACAUCAUCAAGGACAACGAGCCCAAUAACAACAAGGAGAAAACCAAGAGUGCAUCAGAAACCAGCACACCAGAGCACCAGGGUGGGGGUCUCCUCCGCAGCAAGUCUGACGAAGGAGGCUGAACUGCAAACCCAAACUCUGCAAAAAAUCAAAUAAGCCACAAAGCUAGAAGGCUGCACCCCGUUCUGAAGAAUGCACGAGUACAUGAGAGAGUCCUGCCUUACUUCUCCUGGACUGGCUUCCUCUUCGAGAAAAUGCACAAAGCUCUGGGAGAGAGCAGAUACCAAGACUAGCUGGAGCUGCAUCUGUCAGACCAAUGGGACCAGAGAGGCUGCAGGGCUGCCUGCUUUUCAGGUCCUGACUCCAUAACUUUCUGGAUCCAGCCACUAAGGGCAUCUAUGGUAUGAGGUGCACCUUUGCAAAUGUGUAUGCUGCCAGUUGUUUGGACUCUUGGAAAACACCAUUAGAGGGCUGCACUCCAGGAUGUAGACGGCUCUGCCAAGGCCCAAGAUGUUUGCUUACAUCUAUCUUGCACAAAGAUAGAUCUUUGUGGUGACAUCAUCAGCGUGGAGUUUUAAGAAGCUCUGGAAGGUACUGCCCGCUUUUAAAGGAAGUGCCUCGACUGUGGCAGCAGUGUCAGCUCGGAGAACUGAAAACAUCUGCAUCCUACAGCCUCACUAAGCUGCUGGAAAGCAGGUCACAUCAGACAGGAAGAGAACAGCCACUGUCACUGCUGGCCUGGGGGCCUUUGGAUCUCACCAUCUCAUUCAGGGUCCUCUGAAAGUUAUCCAGGGUUCUCAUCUACUUAUCUACUUCCCUAGAGCUUGAAGUGUAAAGUGACAGCUAGUGCGCUCUCUCUCUCUCUCUCUCUCUCUCUCUCUCUCUCUCUCCUCCCCACCCCCACCUCUCCUCUC